This is a messenger RNA of Lycium barbarum (goji berry), 492 nucleotides long. RefSeq lists its product as uncharacterized. The transcript has a single exon. Lineage: Eukaryota; Viridiplantae; Streptophyta; Magnoliopsida; Solanales; Solanaceae. Bases 1 to 492 code for a protein of 163 amino acids. The record is from RefSeq and is a predicted model, not a curated record.
AUGGUUGGGGAACAGGUCUUGUUUAAGGCCUCACCCAUAAAAGGUGUGAUGAGGUUUGGGAAGAAGGGCAAGCUCAGUCUUAGGUUCAUCAGUCCAUUUGAGAUUAUUAGCUGUGUAGGGGAGGCAGCCUAUGAGUUGGCAUUGCCUCCAGGUUUAUCGAGUGUUCAACCGGUGUUUCAUGUCUCUAUGUUGAAUAAAUCUCAUGGUGACGGUUCUUACAUUAUUCGUUGGGAUUCAGUCUUGUUGGAUGAGAACUUGUCUUAUGAAGAGGGUCUUAUUGAUAUCUUAGAUAGAGAGGUUCGUAACUUGAGGUCUAAGGAGAUAGCGUCAGUGAAGGUCCAAUGGAAGAAUCGUCCAGUUCAGGAAGCUACUUGGGAGACCGAGUUCGAUAUAUGUAAUAAGUAUCCCCAGCUUUUAACCCAGUCAGGUAUCUUUCCUCUUGUUUCAUCCCUUGUUCAUUCCAAGAUGAACGGUUAUUUUAUUAUUAUCUGA